Messenger RNA from Dichotomopilus funicola, 795 nucleotides. Its product is annotated as kinase-like domain-containing protein. The record is from RefSeq and is a predicted model, not a curated record. NCBI's taxonomy places the organism in Eukaryota, Fungi, Ascomycota, Sordariomycetes, Sordariales, Chaetomiaceae. Gene Ontology annotation, cellular component: cytoplasm; nucleus. The coding region runs from base 1 to 795 and encodes 264 amino acids. Gene Ontology annotation, biological process: protein phosphorylation. Gene Ontology annotation, molecular function: ATP binding; protein kinase activity. The transcript has a single exon.
AUGGAGAUUAUUCAGUCCGCUGAAGCAUUUAAGGUCGUCGGCAACAAACUUAAGUUCCAUUGUGUUAAAGGCGUCGUACGACACAACGACAGCGUGUACUUCGGCAAGUGGAAGCAUCGAAGGCGUUCACCUGUUGAUCUCUCCGAGCUAUACGACGUCAAACGAGUAGAGACCGACGACAGAGGGCCCAGGGUACAGCCUUCUUGGACCAUAGUGUCGGAGCAGAGCUGUUACAUCAAGACACCGAGCCUGCUUGACUAUGCUGGUGCACCGGAUCUCGAGAGGCGGAUCCUCCGUGAAGUUGAGACAUGCGAAAUCCUUAGGAGCCAUCCUCAUCCACACAUCGCCUCCUACUACGGUUGCCUAGAAACUCGAGGGCGAGUAUCCGGCCUCUGCUUCAAAAACUACGUCGCGACAUUAGCUGGCAAAGUCAACCCUCAGCAUCUGAACAAAUACGCCUUCCUGCUCAGCGGACGGCCGCUUGUCGAGGAUGCGAUGAAGGCGCAGCUGGGCGGCAUAUUGAGUGGGAUCCAACACCUCCAUUCACUCGGUCUGGUUCAUAAUGACAUUACGCCCGCCAACAUCAUGCUAGAGGAGGACGGCACAUGGGUCAUCAUCGACUUUGACAGUUGCCGGCAUAUGGGGGAAGUGCUUCGUGACACGGGGACCAAGAGAACACAUGGAUGGCACGACCCUGGCGUGACGGUUUCAUUCGAGAAGAACGACCUCGACGCCUAUUUUGAGUUGCGAACCUGGCUCUUUGGAUCGUCGGUUGAUGAGUUCAUGUUCCAGUAA